CGGCUCUGCCCAGGACAGGGCUUGCUGAGGACGCUCGGAGUAGGUGUUGGCGGCGGCGCAGCAGCAGCAGUAGCAGCAGCAACAGCAACGGCAACAGCAGCUAUGAGGGUCCGCGGCGGGGUGAUCCACUGUAGGUGCUCCAAAUGCUUUUGCCUUCCUUCAAAGAGAAGAAUAAAAAAGAGGCCCCGAGUCUUAACUUUACUGAGUCUCCCUGAAGAUGUCCUCUUUCAUAUACUGAAAUGGCUUCCUGCAGAAGAUAUCCUUGCCAUCAGAGCUGUACAUCCUCAUCUUAAGUAUCUUGUAGAUAAUCAUGCCAGUGUUUGGGCAUGUGCAAGCUUUCGGGAGAUGUGGCCUUCUCCAGAUAACCUAAAGCUUUUUGAAAGGGCUGCUGAAAGUGGUAAUUUUGAAGCUGCUGUGAAGCUAGGGAUUGCCUACCUCUACAAUGAAGGCUUGUCUAUUUCUGAUGAGGGUCGUGCAGAAGUGAAUGGGUUAAAGGCAUCACGCUUCUUCAGCUUAACGGAACGCCUGAAUGUUAAUGCUGCUCCAUUUAUCUGGCUAUUUAUUCGCCCUCCCUGGUCUGUGUCUGGAAGCUGCUGUAAAGCUGUAGUCUUUGAAAGCCUCAAAGCAGAAUGUCAGUUUCAAAAAGUUCAUAAGGGAUCUAUACUAUAUUGUUUGGGUAAAGUUUUAAGCCUUUUUGAGGAUGAAGAGAAAAAAAGAGAAGCGCUUGAAAUGUUUGAGGCAUCUUCUAAUCAGGGAUGUUUAAAUAGUUCUUACCUCCUUUGGGAAAGCAGCCAGAAGACUGCUAUGUCAGACCCUGGAAGAUACCUCCAGAGCCUCCGGAAACUCAGGGACUAUGCAACCAAGGGCUGUUGGGAAGCACAGUUAUCUUUAGCCAAAGCCUGUGGAAAUGGAAACCAGCUUGGACUAGAAGCAAAAUCUUCGAAUGAAGUGGUACUGCAACUCUUUCAGGCUUCUCACCCUGUCAGUAAAGAGAACAUCUUCACUGUGCAGAAGGGAAUGAAUGACACAAUGAGGUACAUUUUGAUUGACUGGCUAGUGGAAGUUGCCACCAUGAAAGAUUUUACAAGCCUCUGCCUUCACAUGACAGUGGAAUGUGUGGAUCGUUACCUGAAGCUGAGAGUGGUGCCCCGAGCCAAGCUGCAGCUGCUAGGGAUUGCUUGCAUGGUCAUCUGUACCCGUUUCAUUAGCAAAGAGAUCUUGACAAUUCGUGAAGCAGUGUGGCUAACAGAUAACACUUAUAAAUAUGAAGAUCUAGUAAGAAUGAUGGGAGAGAUCAUUUCUGCUCUGGAAGGAAAGAUUCGAAUUCCUACUCUUGUAGAUUACAAAGAAGUGCUAGUGAAUGUAGUCCCGAUAGAGAGAAGAACUCUUCACCUGUACAGCUUUAUCUGUGAACUCUCCCUGUUGUAUACAUGCCUCUCUGUGUACUCUCCAGCCCAUCUGGCUGCCGCAGCCCUGUUGCUGGCCAAGCUGAUGCACAGGCAAGCACAUCCCUGGACAAGUCAGUUGUGGGAAUGCACUGGAUUCUUCUAUGAAGACCUGAUACCCUGCGUUUUGAGCCUUCACAAAAAAUGCUUCCAUGAUGAUGCCCCAAAGGAUUAUCGACAGGUUUCCCUGACAGCUGUGAAACAACGUUUUGAGGAUAAACGAUAUGAAGGAAUUGGACAGGAAAAGGUAAUGGGUUAUGGCCAGUUGUGCAAGUUAUUAGGAGUGAAGCAAGAGGAAACAGAACCUUCUUCCUCCCUCAAUGUGGCAGAAAUUCAGACCUUUCUCAACUCACCCUCUGGGAAAAGAACCAAAAGAAGAAGGGAAAACAGCAUUCAGGAAGAUCGGGGCAGUUUUGUAACAACACCCACUGCUGAAUUAUCCAGCCAAGAGGAAACACUGCUGGGCAACUUCCUGGACUGGAGUUUGGAUUACUGCUCUGGGUAUGAGGGAGACCAGGAAAGCGAAGGGGAGAAAGAAGGAGAUGUCACAUCUCCCAGUGGAGUCCUCGACGUAACUGUGGUGUAUCUAGAUCCAGAACAGCACUGCUGUCAGGAGUCCAGCGAUGAAGACAGCCGAUUAGAGGACCAUUGUAAACAGGACUCGGCACUGCCACCACCGCCAGAUCACACGCAUGCGGAGAAACACUGGCUCCUUUUUCAGGACAGGAGAGAGGCCAGAAGAGAAGUGACCUCAGGCUAUUCCUCAGUCAACAGCACCAGCCCUACAUCCUCCUCCGUGGAGAACAGCUUUGGAGCCUUUAUCAAAACUACCUCAGUGCUGUCCCCAGGCAGUGACCCGAACACUCACCCAUGUACACCCACCUACUUGGAAUCAUGUUUACAGUCUCUUCACACCAGUCCCGUUGAGAGCAGCCUGCACCGGAGACCAGUGAAGAGGAAAAAUGUGGCUGAACAUAGUGACAAGAAGAACUUGGGAUUCUGGAGUCUGUGAUUGUGUGUGUGUGGUGUUUUUCAAUUUAAAUGUUUACUAAAAGGAGAAUUUCUGUAAUGCCUUCUAAGGGUUGUGGGGGGAGGCCAAAAAUGUAUGCCUUGUAAACUCUAAAGGCAACAGAUGUACAACUUGCUGGGAUCUGCAAACUGGUGACCUCAGCACGUGGAAGAUAGAGAAAAAUCACUGUUGGCACCAAGUGGAACUUUCUUCCAUUUAGUCCUAUGCAAAACAAAAAGUGUACAGUUGAACUCUCCAUCCAAAAGAAGCGUACCAAAUCCUUCUCUUUGGCGAUGUAAGCCCAAAGCAAUCAUGCCUUAUUGUGUUAAGAAGUCUGUUUCCACCACCUCUUCUUUCUGUGGGGUGAGGUCUGCUCUCCUGGGAAAUCAGAGGCUGAACAUCCUUCUCACUGUUCAGAAGUGUUCUCACUUAAGGUCUCUUUUCCAAUGUAAUUCUUCACUAAGUAAAAUCUGAUAUCCAGGCCCAAUCCAGGGCCUGGACAGUUCUAAGCUUAAGCAACAUUGAAUAUAAAGGUACAUUCCCUGGGAAAUGCCUUACUGAUUUUGCCCUUCAGAGUGACAGGAGACAAACUCCCCCUAGCAUUCAGCAUGGUUCUCUGGUGCAGUGACUCUAUCUACAGGGUUUUGCCCGGGCCUUGGGGAACAAAUACUCUCAUUCAGACAGGGUUCUAACCCCAUGGAGCCCUAGAAAUGUGUCUGGUGGUGGCAGAGGCUAAAAAGUAUGGUAUAGUUCAGCUAGCUUAGUACUCCCUGUCACUAACCAGAUUGUUUGAAGCCUUCACUGCCAAGUGCCUUCCCCACCAACUUUCAGCUCUUUACAAGAGUUGGUCUUUAAAAUAAAAAAGUCAAAUGCCUUUUUUUUAAUAACCUCAUUACUGUUUGCAUCUUACUGUCCCUACAUCCAGUGUUGGUGCCAAGAACUGCUCUUUAUACAGUGGGUUUUAGGACCACUCUUAGUAUAUAAUUACCAUUGCACUGCCCUCACCUAAAUGCAUCCUUUAAGAUGAAAAUAAACUCCAUUUCAAAGGGAAUAGGAUUUUUUAAAUUAUUAUUCCAAGCCCUAUUUCCAAGUGGCAUCAUGACAAACAUAUGCUGAAAGCAUUUUCCUCAAGAUGUGAUUUCUUCAACCAGUUUUCUGCCUGGAAAUGACCAAAUGGAUUGGCAAGAAACAAAAACCAAUGUAGUUUGGGGUUGAAGGGUUUUGUCGUAAAUUGUCUGAUGGAAUAACACUGAAACUGUAAAGUGAUUGUUUACUUUUAUAAAUAACUGUGGGUGAAAUGCCAGUUUUUUAAGCGUCCCUUUAACUAUGCAAUAUUGAAGAAAUAAUGUGUGAGCCAAUAACUUCUCAUUCUACAUUUUCCCUUGGAAUUCGUGCAUCAGACAGGAUUUUUAUGGAAACGUGCCUAGGGAUGUGAUUGUUUUG
This is a messenger RNA of Dromiciops gliroides (monito del monte), 3897 nucleotides long. RefSeq names its product cyclin F (gene CCNF). Gene Ontology annotation, molecular function: cyclin-dependent protein serine/threonine kinase regulator activity; protein binding. Gene Ontology annotation, biological process: regulation of cyclin-dependent protein serine/threonine kinase activity; mitotic cell cycle phase transition. The record is from RefSeq and is a predicted model, not a curated record. Bases 103 to 2457 code for a protein of 784 amino acids. Lineage: Eukaryota; Metazoa; Chordata; Mammalia; Microbiotheria; Microbiotheriidae. Gene Ontology annotation, cellular component: cytoplasm; cyclin-dependent protein kinase holoenzyme complex; centrosome. The transcript is spliced from 17 exons.